Messenger RNA from Raphanus sativus (radish), 1214 nucleotides. Its product is annotated as transcription factor bHLH96-like. Gene Ontology annotation, molecular function: protein dimerization activity; RNA polymerase II cis-regulatory region sequence-specific DNA binding; DNA-binding transcription factor activity, RNA polymerase II-specific. The record is from RefSeq and is a predicted model, not a curated record. The transcript has 3 exons. The coding region runs from base 99 to 1007 and encodes 302 amino acids. NCBI's taxonomy places the organism in Eukaryota, Viridiplantae, Streptophyta, Magnoliopsida, Brassicales, Brassicaceae. Gene Ontology annotation, biological process: regulation of transcription by RNA polymerase II.
UAUUUUACAUAUAUACUACACUUUUAGCACUUUCCUUGUUUAUCUAUUCGUAUCAUAUAUUAUUUGAAAAGGCUUCAUUUUUAUAAUUAGCAAAGCCAAUGGCUCUCGAGGGGGCGAUUUCCCAACACAGCUAUAAUGGGAAAGAAGCCUAUUCCAACAUUUACGCAGAUAAUGAACCACCGUUUUCUGAUCUCCAAGCCGCUCUUUGUUUUCUCGACUACCAAACCGAUAACUACGACUCUACUUUUCUCCAAGAAGGUUACUAUGGGAAUACUACUACAUUCCUUCAUCAACCACCUAAUGAAAUUGUAGUUAAUGAGCAGAAACCUACGGCGAACUGCGGUAUCAGUUUCCACGGAGAUAUGGGGAAUAAUCAAGUAACGCGACGCAGAACAAGGGCCAAGAAAAACAAAGAAGAAAUUAGUAAUCAACGUAUGACUCACAUUGCAGUGGAGCGCAACAGGAGAAGACAGAUGAAUGAGUACCUCUCUGUUCUCCGCUCUCUCAUGCCUGAGUCAUAUGUUCAAAGGUGUGACCAAGCAUCAACAGUAGGGGGUGCAAUAAACUUCAUCAGAGAACUCGAACACCGUCUUCACCUUCAAAACCUCAGUUGUGAUCCAAAUGAAAUAUCUCUAUCAGGAAGCUGUAUGUCAUCGGCGACACCUUUCUCCGACACCUUCAAGCUUCCCCAGUUCUCAAUGGGUUCCUCUUCUGUCAGUGAUAACAUGGUUGUCGAGGUUAACGCAUUGGCUGAUAUCGAAGUAAGCCUCGUCGAGAGCCACGCAACUCUUAAGAUAAGGUCAAGAAGAAGACCAAAGGUUCUUUUCCACCUGGUCUCUGGCUUACAGAGCUUAGGUUUUAUCAUUCUACACUUGAAUAUCUCCACUGUUUCUGACUUUGUCCUCUACUGUUUCUCCACUAAGAUGGAAGAUUGUUGUAAGCUUUCCUCCGUCGCUGAUAUAGCUACUGCAGUGUAUGAAAUGCUCAAUAUGCAUAACGAUUCAUGAUGAUGCUCAAGAUUACCCCUAAAGUAGAUCUAUUUGCAGUGUAAAUGCUAGUAACGACUAGCCGAUUUGGAAUCAAUUGAUACGAGUUUAUAUAAUUGAAUAUGUAUGCUUGGCCUGUCAAGUUACUGUAGUAUUUUGUUACAUUUAUAAAUGCUGUCAACUGAACUUAAUAAAAUUUCUAGUAAAGAUAUGGACGGUCCAUUUUUU